UCUGAACCAAAAGCGGUAACCCCGAGCUAUACUCGGGCUUACCAUGCGGCGCUGCAUAGGGAGUUCCUCCAGCACUUACCUUGUCCUUCGCUCCCGCGAUGUGUCCCCUGCAGCGUCCCCGGCCAUCUCCUCCGGCUGAUGCCGGCAUCCGGCUUCUGUGUUCAGGUCCCUGUGAUGUCGGAAUGUACGGGCGCCACUAGCGGCGGGAAAUUUGAAAAUUUUUAAAAAAAUGUCAUUUUUUUCAAAAUUAAUUUUACAUAUGCUCUGUCCUGUCCCGUCUGCAUUUUGACUGUUCUUUCUG
Staurois parvus is the source of this 301-nucleotide messenger RNA. The record is from the annotation of a GenBank genome assembly. Lineage: Eukaryota; Metazoa; Chordata; Amphibia; Anura; Ranidae.